This is a messenger RNA of Pelodiscus sinensis (Chinese soft-shelled turtle), 1153 nucleotides long. Lineage: Eukaryota; Metazoa; Chordata; Testudines; Trionychidae. The record is from RefSeq and is a predicted model, not a curated record.
UUGGUGUCCCCCUCAAGUAGUGAAAUAUCCAACGGGGCCAGAGUAUUUCAAUUCGGGAGUGUCCCAGAGAAACCGGGACGUCCGCCAAAAGUUCCAAAGGGUAGAGGUGGAGGACAUGAAAAAAAAGUCAUUCAUCCUUAUAGUAGAAAGGCUGCUCAGCUUGCAAGAGAAGCUCACAAACAGGAAAAGAAGGAAAAGUUGAAGAAUGAAAAAGCUUUGCGUCUGAGUAUUGUAGGAGAAAAAUUGCAAUGGUUUCAAAGUCACCUUGAUCCCAGCAAAGCAGACUACACAAAGAAAGAAGCCUGUGAACUAAUUGAAAAAUAUUUACAUCGAUUCAGUGAUGAGCUGGAGCAGAUUGAAUUACAUAACAGCAUUAAAGGCAGACAGGGAAGGCAACACGGUUCCCGGGAGAUGAUCAUCAAACAGACCACAGAACAUGAAAGACAACUCUAUGAAGGAUAUGGAAUAGAUAUUCCUGACAUUGUGAACAGCAAACACCUCAAGAUUUUCAGGGAAUGGGAUGGUGAUCUGAAGAAACUGCCAAAUAUUAAAAUGAGGAAGGUCUCUGCUAAAGAUGCAGUUUGCAAUAGGACUGAGGUGGUAAAUGUGGAAACUGAAGAGGAGUUAGAUGCAGCAAAAGACACUAACCCACCACCUGAUACAAGAGACGAAACAGUCAAAGGUGACUGCAAGGAACCUAUUUGAACUAUCACUUGAGGCAAGAAUAAAGCUGGUAUUUUCAGUUACAUUUGAGACUACUUGUCUGGUUAAAUACUUGAUUAGUUGCUUGUGCUUCACCCUGGCCUUAAGGUACAUUAGAUUCAGUGUGAUGCUUAUUUAAAGAAAAAAACAAUGAAAGCUUUAAAAUCUGAAACUUUCAGAAAACUUCAAUUUUUUACCCCUACCUCUCUUCAGAAGCCCCUCAGGUAUGCCUUAGUGGGGAAUAGUUAUCCAUAGCCUUAGUGCACUGUCCCACAGCCAAAUCUGCAAAUUACCUGUUUUGGAGAUUGGGUUUUCAUGGUAUGGCCCGCUCUUUAGAUAAUAAUAAUAAUGAGGUGUAUAUGUCCUGUAAUUGUAAUUACCUGUAACUUGGUCCAUUACGUAGGGUGUGCUUUUAGAGAAAAUGGUACUAAACAUGCGCCUUAAAUCUGGA